AGAUCUACAAUAUCAAACAUCAACAUCAACAUCAAUAUCAUACAUAUAUAUAUAUAACACAUAAUGGUUUCUAGUUACAAUCGUGAUAAACCAUGGGAUACUCCAGAUAUCGAUAAAUGGAAAUUAGAUGAAUUCAAACCAGAAGAUAAUGCAUCAGGACUUCAUUUUGCUGAAGAAUCAACUUUUAUGACCUUAUUCCCCAAAUAUAGAGAACAAUAUUUACAAAGUAUAUGGAGUGAAGUCACCAGAGCAUUGGAUAAACAUUUCAUCAAGUGUGAAUUGGAUUUAGUCGAAGGUUCUAUGACUGUUAAAACCACCACCAAAUCAUUUGAUCCUGCUAUUAUUUUAAAAGCUAGAGAUUUAAUUAAAUUAUUAGCUAGAUCAGUUCCAUUUCCUCAAGCAGUUAAAAUCUUACAAGAUGAUGUGGCAUGUGAUGUGAUCAAGAUUGGUAAUUUCGUUAAUAAUAAAGAUCGUUUCAUAAAGAGAAGACAAAGAUUGGUUGGACCAAAUGGUAAUACUUUAAAAGCUAUGGAAUUAUUAACUAAAUGUUAUAUAUUGGUUCAAGGUAAUACUGUAAGUAGUAUGGGACCAUAUAAAGGGUUAAAAGAAGUAAGAAGAAUAGUGGAAGAUUGUAUGAGAAAUGUUCAUCCUAUAUAUUAUAUUAAAGAAUUAAUGAUUAAACAAGAAUUAUCGAAAAACCCAGAUUUAGCUGAACAAGAUUGGUCAAGAUUCUUACCUAGUUUCAAAAAGAGAAAUGUGGCUCGUAAGAAGAGUAAAGUCACCAAGAGAGAAAAGAAGGUUUACACUCCAUUCCCACCUGCUCCAACUCCUAGAAAGAUUGAUUUACAAAUUGAAAGUGGUGAAUAUUUCUUAGGUAAGAGAGAUAAAGUUAAGAAACAAUUACAUGAAAAGCGUGAGAAACAAGAAGAAGUAACUGAAGCUAGAAAGCAAGAAAGAGAAAAAGAUUAUGAAGCUCCAACUGAAGAAGUAUAUGAAAAUAAGUUAUUAAAGAAGGAAAAGAAAGAGAAGAAGCAUAAGAAAGAUAAGAAAUCAAGUGAAGAUUAAGAAGUAGAAGAAGUCGUAAUUUAUUUUGAAACGACAAUCAUAUAGCAUAGACUGUAUAGCCGUUGUAUAUUAAUGUCAUAGUAUUUA
Messenger RNA from Scheffersomyces coipomensis, 1152 nucleotides. It is a transcript of the gene KRR1, whose product is annotated as ribosome biosynthesis protein. Bases 64 to 1065 code for a protein of 333 amino acids. Gene Ontology annotation, molecular function: RNA binding. Gene Ontology annotation, cellular component: small-subunit processome; nucleolus. The transcript has a single exon. The record is from RefSeq and is a predicted model, not a curated record. Lineage: Eukaryota; Fungi; Ascomycota; Pichiomycetes; Serinales; Debaryomycetaceae.